GUUCAUCAAGUAGCCGGUGCAACACUAUUAGCAUCAAGUAGCCGGUGCAACACUAUUAGUAUCAAAUUAGUCAAUACCAAGAUGUCCGCAUAUUUACCAGUAACCUUAAAUGGUUCAAACUUACGAGAACGGCACCGGUAUCUGAACUCCUUAGUUUCUAAAGCAUAUGAGGAGAAUGUUUCUAUUCACGAGAUCAUUACUCUCCCAGAAAAAUCAUCAAUCGACCGAAUAUUUAAAAUCGACCUUGCUUCUAAGUAUAAAUAUGUUGAAUACAUUUUACAAAACCUCAAAGAUAACGAAAUGCUAUAUGUGAGCAGAUCACUCAAAUGCCAUUGGCUCCUCGAACCGAAAUACCGCGAUAUAAUAAGUCCCUUAUAUCUAGAAGACGUUCUAUAUCCGGAAAUGAUCCAACCAGCUGUAAAUAAAAUGAAGCACUGGUUGCAAUUGAACUUAAAAAACUCGGAAAUAUGUCAGGAGUUCUACAAUUUUUAUAAGUCUAAUAUGAGUGAAGCUAUAAAGUUUUUUUGGCAUUGUUCCAAUGAAUUUAUUUUAAGCGAAUUCCCGAAUAUCAUAGAUAAAUUGACGCCGGUGCAAGUGAAAUUGCUCUUUGAAAUAUGCCCUUCUGCUUGUGCACUAUAUUUUAAGAUUUUACCGACCAAUCGCACAGCGUUAUCGCGUUAUGUAAAUGAUGAAUGCAAUUACUUCAAAUGUGUUAAAUACUUACUGAAACAUGACGGAAGUUCAUUUUUAGAUAUUGUUGAAAAAUAUUUUAAUAUGUCUAAGUUUGAUUCUUUCGGCCCAUCAUCGACUGAGUUCAUAAUGAAACAUUAUAAAAGUAGAGUUUUAGCCAAAAUCGAGUUGUAUGCGUCAUCAGUCCUUAAUAUAAAAACUUUAGCUACUAGCUUAUCCAGCAAAGAAGCUAAUGACAUUAUUUUAAAACUGGCACGGGCCGAUUUCCUCGCGUACUGGUUUUCAUACCAGAAAGUAGAACCAUUGUUUAAGCGCUUGAAUAUAAAAGAACGAACACUUCUAAAAAAACAAAUUUUUGUGGAUAAAAUUGUAGGCGACAAAGUUGCUGAAUGGCCUUAUUCAUUGCCGACGCCUUUAAUUUUUGAAGAAGACUUUUAUCUACUGGAUUCUAUUAAACCAGACGUUUUAAUCGGUUGCGGUCUUAAGAAACGUAUAACAAAAAGAAAAUGUAAAGGAUAUUCUUGUCAAAUAGUCAGCAUGGAAAAGUCCCAAUUACAAAUAUUGUUUAAUCGCUACCGCUUCACAGGUUUCGAAAGAGCAUUUCGCGAGUUAAGCAAGAAAUUAUUAGCCGAGGGCACAAUUGAAGGGAGGCUAAAUAUGAUGUUGGUCCUUGUCAGUAAAAGUGGAGGUGUUUCAGAACAAGUUGAAAAGUUACUUAAGUUUUUAGUAGAAAAACAUAAAAACGAACCAAAUACACUCCGAGCAGCGGUAAUAAGGUCUCUUGUGAAACGAGAACGUGUAUGGUGUGUACAAGACCAGGCCUGGGACUAUUUGGUAGAGUUUGGACGAGAUAUAGGACUUGAUGGUUCAACCACUGAACUUACUUGUCGAGAAGGUCUUCAUGCUGUCAUCAUAAGGCACUUGUUAAAUGAUAUUUCUAUUUCAAAAUAUUUGCUGUCGGGUUUUAUCCGUGAAUUCUCAACUCUGUCCGAAUACAAACUGAAUGUACAUGAAAAAGCACUAAUUGCAAAACGCUUACCACUUCAAAUUUUGACUUUAAGCCCUGUUGCCUUUUUGGAUGUUCUUGGUGAAUAUAAGAUAUCCAUUAAAGAAUUUCCUGAUGCUAUACCCAUACUUGCAAAAGCAGCAAGAGACGACCCUGAUUUGGUAUCUAGAUUAUACGAAGGAAAAAUGUUACGACGUGAACUCUUCCAUGAAAACUUUAGACUUAAACCAACUGAUGCUAUGUAUUUAAACGCAUUGCGAUAUGAUAUAAAACCUCUCGGAAGUGGUAAGAGCUUAGCGUUAUUAGUCUCUAAACAGCGCACAAAUCAUGAUAGGUUCCUGAAAUCUUUAAGUGUGUAUUUUAGCGAAUCAGGUGGCUUAGCAGAACAGCACAAAUUACUUUUAGAAGAAGCUUUAGAACAAGAUCUUAAACCGUGGCUUGUUCGUCCAAUAUGCACAUUAAUGACGAAUCAGUCAUUAUUCAGACGUAUUACUGAAUUAUCAACUGAAGUUAAAACUAAAAAUAAAAUAAAAUCAAAAAUAUUGUCUGAAUUUAAAUCUAAUGCACAUAAAACUAAACCAACUUUGGAUAUAGAUGUUAUUGAUUGGCGAAUGGUAGGGGCUAAAGCAAUUGCAAAUAAAGUGUUUAUUUGUAGAAAGAAAGAUCAGGAACGAUACCUAACGAAACUUGUGGAGUGGAGACGAACAGCAAAAGUUUUAUUACAAUUAUCAUCGAAUACCCCAUUCGCUGUUGAUUACUUCGCUCGCGUAUGUACAUUAAGAAGUUCAGCUGCUCUUAAUUUUGGUUUAUCAUCAUAUCUAACAAAGAUUACGAUUGAUGAAUCCAUUUGGACUGCUUUGAAGUCCCUGAUUCAAAAUACAAAGAAUAUAUCUGAUAACCGUGCUUUGUUAAAGAAAUUAGAGUAUCCAAAUUCCAUACCAAAAAAUAUAGAGGGCGAUUACUGGGUAUUCGUGUAUAAUAUUUUUCUUAAGAUUGAUAAGAGUAAGACUACGUCAAUUAUUUAUCGUUUGGAAAAUAUUCUACCGGAAGUAGACCGAAACGUAACUACUAAUAUUUUAAAAGAAUUUAUUGAUGUCGACUUAAGUGUUGGUAAAUUAGUGGAUAAUUAUGAUAACAAUGCAAGAAGAUCUCUGUACUUCCGAGUUAUAGCCAAACAUUUGUUGCUUUGUAAAUCUGAAGACGAACAGAUAUAUGUAAAUGAAAAUGUAUGCGAUAGAUUUUUCGAUGCUCUAGAAGUUUUGUUUAAAACAGAAGAUAAUAAAGUCAUCCUUUCAGAAAGUCUGGACGAAUUCAUACUUUCUUUGAAAUAUACUAAAGCAUUUAUUGAUGAACAUGUCUCGUGUAUGACGGUAUUUGAAAGAGUACUCAGUAGAUUACAUAAGAUUAUACCCAUCGAAGAAAACUUUAGAAGAUACGCGGAGAUUCAUUUAACUAUGCUCUUUUAUAAAAGCAUUAAACAGACGAAUAAAUUGGAAUUAAUUAUGACAGAUUCAAAGAAACGCUAUGAAGUUAUUGAAACUUUGGGUAAAGUGUUUGGUAAAUACAUUGGUUACGAGAUAAAGGAAUUAGUUUCGAGAUACUUCAGAUCUGUACUAGACAUGUACAAAAGUAUAUUAGAAAAUUAUUUGGACAAUUACUUUGUGUAUAACUACGCUAGGAAAUUGUUUGUUACAUUUGUAAUAAAAGGUAUUUUAGAAGCUGGUACAAAUGAGGCGUUACUUUUAGCUGAACAUAUAUUCCAGAGGAAUCAAAAUUACUAUAUUUCUGAACCACAUCACAGUGAAAUAUUGAAUGUUCUGAAACAAUCGAAUAGUGAAGUGAAAUUUUUCCUAUAUAGCAAUGUUUUCAAUGCAUGAAAUAAUUUUUUUUUUAAAAUAUUAAUAUAUAAUUAAUUAUCUAUUAAUAUAGAGGAUUCAAAAGUGUUUACAUACCUUAUAUAAAGUAUGUAUUAAUUUUUAUUUUCUCUAAUAUUACAUUUUUUAAUACUUGUAUGUAGGAUAGGGCGAAUACAAUUAGUUGUUGUUUACGUGUUCCAUUAUUUAUUUUAAGCAGAUUCAUAAAAAUGUUUUACAUAAGUCAUAUAUUUAAUAUUAAUAUUGUAUUUGAGAUUACUCUACAUUAAAACAUUAUUAGUUGUUAUAUUCAUUCAUUUAUCAAUAAAAAGGGAUGCGUAAUAGUAUUAUAGAUCAUUCGAUUGUGAACUAUAGCAGUGUAAGGAUCAACUUUUGACUAAAACCUUUUAAUAUUAA
This is a messenger RNA of Nymphalis io (European peacock), 3966 nucleotides long. RefSeq lists its product as uncharacterized. Bases 82 to 3573 code for a protein of 1163 amino acids. The record is from RefSeq and is a predicted model, not a curated record. Lineage: Eukaryota; Metazoa; Arthropoda; Insecta; Lepidoptera; Nymphalidae. The transcript has 2 exons.